This is a messenger RNA of Biomphalaria glabrata, 2425 nucleotides long. Its product is annotated as chorion peroxidase-like. The record is from RefSeq and is a predicted model, not a curated record. Gene Ontology annotation, molecular function: heme binding; peroxidase activity. Lineage: Eukaryota; Metazoa; Mollusca; Gastropoda; Planorbidae. Gene Ontology annotation, biological process: response to oxidative stress. Bases 144 to 2072 code for a protein of 642 amino acids. The transcript has 17 exons.
GGCGAGGCACCUGGGAUCGUGUCCCUGUAACAACUACCACUCUAAAAUAAGGGGGGUGGACAUCAGUAUAUAGAGCAGUGGUUUGGAUUUUUUGAGUUUUGUUUUUACAAACCAGACAUAGUGGUGAGUGGUAAACGUUGAAGAUGGUAGGACUACAACUUUCAUUAGUGAUUUGCCUUUAUUUCAUAGACACUGUUCAAAGCACGGGGCCUUAUUGCGCUGCUCACCCGGACCUUUACUAUGCAAAUGUGAAUGGACUUAUAGCUGGUGGAUAUGAUAAUACAGUCAUUGGAGAUCAAUCCCUGUGUUCAAAAGACGUGUCAACUCUGAGGUACCGCGAGGUUGAUGGAAGAUGCAAUCACCCCAAGGAUUACGGUAGCACUGUGAAACCCUUGAAACGUUAUUUGAAGCCCCACUACCAGGAUGAUAAAGGUAUGAACACACCUCGUAUCUACAGUGUUGUCGGUAAGGAGUAUCUACCUUCACCACGCUUGAUCAGCUUGAAGCUUUUCCCUGAUGUCAUGAAAGAGAGCGAUCUGUCUAUGUUCACUAUGCAGUUUGGUCAGUUUGUAAGUCAUGACAUUGGUGUUUCCCCAGUUCCUACUGGCUCCAACGGAACAAUCAAGUGUUGCGGAGUUUCUGCUAAACAAAUGAGCAAAGAAUGCUUCCCAAUUCCCAUUCCUAAGGAAGAUUCAAGAUUUGAAUAUUGCAUGGAGUUCGUUCGAUCAGAAGCAGCCAAAGAUGAGUAUGGAAAUCAAAUGUAUCCAAGAGAACAAAUCAAUGCCCUGACUUCCUUCAUUGAUGGAUCCAACAUUUAUGGGUCUGACAUUAUAACUACCCAAAGACUUAGAACUGAAAAUGGCAAAGGAAUACUGCUGUCGACCACUAUAGUCAACGGCAAAGAACGUCUUCCGAAUGAUACGUCUUCCAAAGCAGCGUGUGUCAGGACCACAAGCCCAACAUCUUACUGUCAGCUUUCAGGUGAUAAACGCGUAAAUCAGCAGCCAGUGCUUGGCACUCAGCAUCUCACUUUUCAUCUCUACCACAACGAACUGGCCAGAAGAAUAGUUGAAGGCAUCAUAGUCAAGAAGACUGGAGUUAAACCCACGCCCGAACAGGUGGAGAAGUACAUCGCAACUGCUCCCGAUAAUGUUAAAGAAAUCCUCUUCCAGGAAGUCAAAAGGAUAAAUAAUGCCAUCUUUCAGAGGAUUGCUGUUUGUGAUUAUCUCCCAUUCGUCAUCGGACGUAGUUACAUGGAGAUGUAUAAACUAACCUGUACCAAAAGAAGUAGAUAUAAUCCAUACGUAGACCCAAGGCUCGCCAACGGUUUUAUUGCUGCCGCCUACAGAUUUGGGCAUACACUUAUCCCGAACUCUUACCCAAUCAAAGGCGUCCCAGAAUUCUUUAAAGACGAGUUCUUUACUCCAGACUCUUCUAUUGACAGCCACGAAGAAAUUAUUGAGGGAAUGUUGACCGUCUCCAACGAGGUCCGUUUUGACAGACAUUUUGCAAAGGCCAUCACAGAACACUUGUUUGAGAACAAUCAAGGCGCCAAGAAUGCCCUUGACCUUGCCUCACUGAACAUCCAGAGAGGACGUGACCAUGGAAUCCCAGGCCACUACUUCUGGAGGAUGAGAUACAAUCUAAGCGCGAUGAACGAUUUUGAUGACUAUGGUGAAGAAUGCGGACCUGUUCUGAAAAAGUUGUACAAGAGCGUCUAUGAUAUAGACCUUUACGCUGGCGGUAUCUGCGAGCCUGCCGUGCCUGGUGGCGCUGUAGGGGAUACUUUUGCUAACAUAAUCGCUAACCAGUUUGCUGACCUCAAGUAUGGAGAUCGUUGGUUCUUCACCCACAGACAAAAGCCACAAGGGUUUAAUGAUGCCCAGCUGGAAGCCAUCUUGAACGUGCAUGCUAACACUCUUCUUUGCUACAGUGGUAAGCUGCCACACAUUCAGAGAAAUACCUGGUUGAAAGUCUCUGACAAGAAUCCCAUAGUUCCCUGUUCCCAGUUCGAACAUCUCGAUGUUGACCCAUUCGUUGAAGAGAUCCUCAGUGAGGGCUACAUCCAGUGAGGCUCGAGUUGCUCAGAUAUGAUGUUAUCUUUUAGGUCAACUCAUUGAACAAUAAAACAAUAAGGUCACCAGAAAACCAAUUGGCUAAGGUUCUUUUCUCUUUGUUGUGUAACUUAUUAUCUUUGUUUACGUGUUACUACACAAAGUACGUCUAUGGCAAGUUUUUUUUUGUUUUAUAUUUAUUGAUGUCACUGUUAUUAUUAUUUAUAUUAUUUACAAGAUUUUAAUACAUCAAGGGUUAAAAUUGUCAGCUUCGAAGGUAUCUCAACUUAAUGCACAGUAACUCUGCUACAAACUAGAACUGUUCUAAUUGUGCCUGAUUUUUUUUUUAAAUUAAAAUUUUGGUAAAGAUU